This is a messenger RNA of Didymodactylos carnosus, 942 nucleotides long. Lineage: Eukaryota; Metazoa; Rotifera; Eurotatoria; Philodinida; Philodinidae. The record is from the annotation of a GenBank genome assembly.
AUGAUUCCAGUUGGAGGAAACUCAACUGAAGCGACUAUCGCAAAAGAAAAAGCACAGUCUAAAAUAAAUGCGCAUCAAGCACAACUUCAUUUUGAACCUGGUGUAACUGAUACACCUCUUCGUAAACCGACACUUACUGCCACACCUGAACAAGUUGAGUUCUUUAAAACAAAUGGAUUUUUGUUUAUUGAUGCUUUAACAGACAAAGAAGAAAUUGAAUCAAUUCAAAAACAAUAUGAUCAAUGGUUCAAAAACAAAUUAGGACGUGAACAUGGAAAUUUUUUUGAUUUGCUGAGCGAAGAUGAUGAUAAAGAAGAGCCAUUGGUACCUCAGUUGCUCUGGCCAUCCAUUUACGGGCAAGAAACAGGAUUUAAUUUGUAUAAUACGCAAAUGUAUGCUAAUGCCUAUGCAAUAAGUACUGCACUCUUGGGUGAAAAUACUGCUUUUAAGGGGGAUCAUGCCAUUAUGAAACCUGCCUCGUCAAAAUCUGUGGCGACUCCUUGGCAUCAAGACGAAUCUUACUGGGAUCCAAAUUAUUCGUAUGAAGCGCUUGGUGUUUGGAUUGCAUUACAACCCGUCACGCUUGAAAGUGGGUGCAUGCAAUUCAUACCAAAAUCCCAUUUAUCAUCCGUUUUGUGCCAUCAUACAAAAGGAAAUAAUCCCAAAAUACAUGGGUUGGAAGUAGAUCAUCCUGAACAAUGGGGUACUCAAUAUUCUGUAGCUUGUCCUUUGCCGGCUGGCGGGGCUACAUUUCAUCAUUGUCGCACUUUACAUUAUACGGGUGCAAACAAAAGUAAAUAUCCUCGUCGAGCUUAUACCAUGUCGUUUCAACGUGAAUCAACUAAACUUGAACAGCCAAGGGCAAACGACUGGAAUGAAACGAAACAAACAGAACGAGAAAAACGUGCAAAAGACAGUGGAUGGUCUAUUAGAGCACCUUAA